Molecule: messenger RNA, 654 nt
Organism: Solanum tuberosum (potato)
Lineage: Eukaryota; Viridiplantae; Streptophyta; Magnoliopsida; Solanales; Solanaceae
Exons: 1
Coding region: 1-654 (217 amino acids)
Molecular function (GO): nucleic acid binding; zinc ion binding
Source: RefSeq, a predicted model, not a curated record
AUGCAAGGGGAGAUUCCUGUAUGUGAAAUCAAAAUUGAAGAUAUUGGUACUGAAAUAGACUAUUGGAAACACUCUGUAAUCUGCUAUGUGCUUGGGGCUCAUCCCUCUUUUGCUGUGUUGAAUGGUUUUAUCCAACGUCUGUGGGAAAAGUGGGGUAUCAACAAGGUUGCAAUGCUACAAAAUGGCAUAGUUAUUGUUAAAUUUGAAGCUGCAACAGGUAAGGAUGAUGUUGUUCAAGGAGGAAUAUACCAUUUCGACAACAAGCCAUUUAUUGUAAAGGCAUGGUCUCCUGAGAUGGAGUUCACGAGGGAUGAACUUCACUCAGUACCAAUAUGGGUUAAGCUACCUGGCCUGGAUUUCAAGUACUGGAGCCCAAUCAGUUUGAGUAAAAUUGGAAGUCUCAUCGAGAAACCUUUGAUGGUAGACAGUCACACUGAAAAGAAACAAGGGUUGAAUUUUGCAAGACUCCUUAUUGAAGUGGACAUUGAUACGGACUUGCCAGAAAGGGUGAUGUUUAAAAAUGAAAGGGGGAAUUUGGUUGAGCAGAAAGUUCAAUAUGAUUGGAGGCCUAUAAUAUGUAAAUUUUGCAAAAAGUAUGGGCAUAAUAUAAAGGAAUGCAGGAAGAAUAAACCACCAGGAGAGGAAAAAGACUAG